This is a messenger RNA of Cordyceps fumosorosea ARSEF 2679, 1533 nucleotides long. RefSeq lists its product as hypothetical. The record is from RefSeq and is a predicted model, not a curated record. The transcript has a single exon. NCBI's taxonomy places the organism in Eukaryota, Fungi, Ascomycota, Sordariomycetes, Hypocreales, Cordycipitaceae. Bases 1 to 1533 code for a protein of 510 amino acids.
AUGGCCAAGAAGUCCAAAAAAUCCAAAUCCCAAAAAGCCGACGAUGAUCUGACUUGGGAUGACGCCACAGUUGACAAGCAUCUCAAACCAACACUGGCCAAAAAGAAUAUUUGGUGGCCUGACGAUGCUCGCAAAAAAGACCUUGUUGCACUUUUGAAGUCGCAUUCUGUGUCCAUCAAGGAAGUGAUGGAGGGAAAAAAGCCGCGAAAAUACAGAAGGCCUCCGAAGCCGGAAUCAGAGGAUGAAAGUAGCGAAGAGGAAGACGAGGAAGAAGACGAAGACGAAGAGGACGAAGCAAGCGACGACAGUGGUCAAGUCAGUGACGACAAGAAGAAGAGAAAAACAGAUAAACAGAGGCAGCAUAAAGAAAGACAAAGAGCUACAGCCGGCAGAGAUAAGCCAGCAGGUGUGGACGACAAAAUGCUGGACUCAAGAGUGGAAUUAGAGCAAUACGAAAACGAUAUCUGGGAAGAUCCCGAGAUGACGGAACUGCUACCUCACCUUGCGGAUGCUGGAGUCGACUUCACGACGGCCGUCAAGGAAUACAGCCAAGUUGUCAAGGCACUCAGCCCCCACAGUGUUACGGAUUUCUGGUUCUAUGCAGAUUUGGUUCGGGAAAAAUAUAAGGGGGAUCGUAGCGCGCUCGAAGCUGCUCUCAGCAGAUUCCCUUACGGCCACCAAAUCUGGAAACGGGUGAGAGAUCAGCAGAAGCGUGAUCCCGUGGCGUGGGAUCGAUUGAGAAGACUGAAGUGCCUGGAGAAUCGAAAGGCUAUCCUUUCCGGAAAAGGCAAGCCGAAUAAAAAGGCCACGAAAACCAGCAAGAAGGCCGCCUUACAGUCUGUGGAAUCUAGUGACAGCGACGAGAAGAGCGAUGAACAAAACAGUGAUGAGGACGGUGCUGGCAGUGGCGAGGACAGCGACGAUCCGUUCGACGAUACACAGAGCAGCAGCGACUCCGACACGGACAGUGAACGUGGAAAGUACGACAGCAAGAAAGCGCGCGUCGCUCGUGGUUUCGACGACAAAAACGCGGCAAACAAAAUAAAAGUAGAGGAUCCCGAGAGACCAGGGCACUUCGUCAAGGCAGACAUCAUCGGCCGCCAUCCUUCCCGAAAAGGCUGGCUGAUCCUCGCGCUGCCAAGCAACAACAAAAAGUAUCCGCAAUUAUCGCGCGGGCUCUGUGUUGAUGGCACAAGUGCCAAAUACAACGAGGCGUUUGAGCGCUACGUGUCAGACGGCUCGAACAAAACCCCCUCUACGGCGACGGAAGCUAACCUACACGAUUGUGCGCCGUCCGAAUUCGAGCUCAACCUCAUUUCUACGAUUCCGUGGGGCAGGAAUGUGCACACGCACGGUUAUGGGAUUUUUCAUAAGAAGAAGGGUGAGUUCCUGAUGUUUUCCAAGCAGGUCCUUGGCAAGAAAUGGGGCUCGCGGGACGCCGAUGAUGUGCUGCGCGAUCAUAUGAUCAAGGCCGGACAAUCGAUGCCUGGAAGGGAGGGCAAAGAGAUCAGAGCUAAAUCUUGGAGGAAAUGA